AUGAAUAAUGAACAAUUUCGCAAGAUGAUGCUAGCCAACGCGGCCAAGGCAUCACAGGCACAGGAUACCUCCCCCAGCCCGGCAGCUGACUCGCCCGGAGGCUCCUCUCUCGGAUCGCGACAAAGAGCCAGCAUCCCAAUGACGCCGCGUUCCGUAGGCAAUGGACAGGUCGAUUUCGCGAAGCAAAUGGCGCAGCGCAACCAGCAGCCGAACUCGUCGAAAAAGUUCAAGACUGCAGUGCCGCGGGGCGUCAAGAUGGCUGCCGGCUACACUGACCGAUCGAAGGAACGAGAAGAAGAAGAAGCUAGGGCUGCUGAUGAUCGCGCUGAACGGUUAAAAGCACUGGAACAAUCUCUGAAGAAUGAGGAGAUCGACGACGAGACCUACGAACGACUACGAUUUGAGAUUGCCGGCGGCGAUUUGGAGAGCACACACUUGGUCAAGGGUCUAGAUUUUAAGCUUCUCGAACGAGUGCGACGAGGCGAAGACGUCUACUCGGGCAAGAAACAAGACGCAGACGAGACGCAAGAGGAAGAAGAGGAUGUCGACGAUGCGUUUGAUCAACUCGAAAGCCAAGAAGUACAAGCGGUCGAAAAGGAAAAGACGGACAAGAAAAAGGGCCAGCUGUCUACCGUUGCGCUGGCACCCGGCAAGAAACGCACCCGCGACCAGAUUCUCGCUGAAUUCAAAGCCGCGCGAGCGGCGGCCAAAACAGAGGCUGAGCCAGCCUUGGGCGACCGCUUCCGCAAGAUUGGUGCCAAGCAGCAGCCUGGCACACGCAUCGAGCGCGACAGCAAGGGCCGCGAGGUCAUGAUCAUUGUAGAUGCAGAUGGGCACGAAAAACGCAAGGUUCGCAAGCUGCAUCCGGCAGACGCCAAGGACGAUGCCGAUAACGGGCUGCUCAUGCCAGACAAGGAUGCGAAGCCGCUCGGCAUGGAGGUGCCAGAACAAUAUCGCAACAAGGAGCCUAUUGUGGAAGAAGAUGAGGAUGUUGAUAUAUUCGAUGACGUGGGAGAUGACUACGACCCGCUUGCUGGCAUGGACGCACCCGAUUCUGACUCCGAUGAAGGUGACGAAAAGAAGGCCAAAGACGAGGAGGAGAGCUCCAGAGUAGCUGGGUCAAUGGCACCACCGCCACGACCCAAAGCCCAUACAGACUACUUCAAGGGCUCCAAGACCAGUCUUCUCUCCGAGCAGGAGAACAAGGCGCCAUCCAUGUCUGAUCCAGCUAUGAUGGCUGCCAUCAAACGUGCUGCGGCUCUACGACCACGCGACACAGGCGACGACGACGAUUCGGCUUCAGAUGACGAGGCGGCGCAAAAGGCCAAGGCAGACGAUGCGCGCCGCAAGAAGCUGCUCCAAAAUGUGGACCGCGACGCUGAAGACAUGGACAUGGGCUUCGGCACGAGCCGCUACGAGGAUGAAGAAGACUUUGACGACCGGGACAUCAAGCUCUCUGCGUGGGGCGAUGAUGGCGACGGCGAAGAUGGUGGCGGUGGCGGUGGUGGAAAGAAGAGAAAGCGGAACCGGAAGCGCAAAGGCGAUGUGAAUAGUGCAGCGGAUGUGCUGAGGGUGAUGGAGCAGAGAAAGUCGUGA
Akanthomyces muscarius is the source of this 1596-nucleotide messenger RNA. RefSeq lists its product as uncharacterized. The record is from RefSeq and is a predicted model, not a curated record. Lineage: Eukaryota; Fungi; Ascomycota; Sordariomycetes; Hypocreales; Cordycipitaceae. Gene Ontology annotation, biological process: mRNA splicing, via spliceosome. Bases 1 to 1596 code for a protein of 531 amino acids. The transcript has 2 exons. Gene Ontology annotation, cellular component: nucleus.